AUGGAUAUUGUGCAUAUUCGAGUCCCUAAAAUGUUUAUUGGAAUAAAAAUUAACAUGAAAACGUUGAUCAAGCAAUUACCUGUUGAAUUAUGGGCCUCAAUAUUCUCCUAUUUGGAAGCACAUGAUCUUCUUCAAGUAUUUACUAAUCUGAAUACUUAUUUUGAUGAAUCAAUUGCCUCUGAUCAUUUAUUAUUUAAUAUGCGUUUGGGGGAAAAUGACCAUAAUCCUUUUGAAUAUUCGAUUCAAUCCUAUUGGUCUGAUUUCAUACUUCAUCGUAUUGUUAGUCGUCGACCUAUCCUUCAACAUAAAACCUCUCAUAUAUCGGAAUUUCUUCGUUGGCAUUGUACAAAUUUGAUUCAAUUGAAAUCUUUAGAAGUUACAUUACGCGGAAGAGAAAUUCCAACGAUAUGUAACACUUUAAAACAGCUGAAAUCUGUUCAACUUCUUUCCAUGGAAUGUGUACCAAAUCAACAUUUUCUGGAAGCUAUUCUCUCUGCACCUACAUUACGUGUAUGUCGAUUAGAUUUCUCACGAUCAUCAACAACAAUCAAGAUUUAUUCGAAUAAAAUGAGUAACAUAGAAACACUUUAUAUUAAAAUUCAAGGUGAUUCACAUAACUCGAUUAUUGAUUUACUUCUGAAUCGAAUGCCAAAAUUGAAAAGGCUUGAAAUAACUAAUCCUAAUGAUUAUUUCUACAAUCGAGAUUCACUAUUUGUAAAAUCAUUAUUUAUUCUGUCAGAGCUUGAAACCAUUAAAAUAAAUUGGUCCUCGACUAAAUCUGAUUCUAAAUUUUUUGAAAGUUUAUAUCAAAUUCUUCCGAAUUUAAAACGUCUUAGUUUCAACUUUGUUCAUAAUUAUUGUGUUGACGAUGUCUUCAAUCAUUUAAUUUAUCAGUGGUGGUCAAUUCUUAAAAGACUACGACGAAUUAACAUAGUUAUCGAAUGUACAACAUCGCAACUAAAGGUCAAUGUUGUUCAUAGGAAAAAUUAUCUUCUUUUGACUGGCGCCUGGAGAAAGUAG
This is a messenger RNA of Rotaria socialis, 1020 nucleotides long. The record is from the annotation of a GenBank genome assembly. NCBI's taxonomy places the organism in Eukaryota, Metazoa, Rotifera, Eurotatoria, Philodinida, Philodinidae.